Cutaneotrichosporon oleaginosum is the source of this 420-nucleotide messenger RNA. RefSeq lists its product as uncharacterized. Lineage: Eukaryota; Fungi; Basidiomycota; Tremellomycetes; Trichosporonales; Trichosporonaceae. The record is from RefSeq and is a predicted model, not a curated record.
ACUGUUCCCCACCAUCUGAUGCAUAAGAGCUGACACGGACGGCGACCAUGCGGACGUGCGCUGACCGACUCGGUCACGGAGUAAAUGCUUGUCCUGUCACCGAAGUCCUCGAUUGUUGGCCUCGAUGAUUGGGCCCUGGUGCCUUGCAGCACUCCGCUCCGUCGAAGCAGCGACGACUCACUGACUCGGACCCAAUGGUGAACGGGAUCGGGCGCCACCCCCGACAUCGGCGACUUUGGUGGGGGAGCCAAGCAGCCAAGUCCCCGCUGCACCUCAGUUCAGUAUCGAUAACCCGCCGCACGUGGUGCAUGGUCUCAUCGGACCCGGUGCGACCAGAUUAUGGCGUUGACGAGGUGCCCAUGUGACUAGCUGGUGGAGUUAUCCGACGAGCUCGCUGCAUCGAAGAGUCUGGAGAGAGAA